Molecule: messenger RNA, 789 nt
Organism: Rana temporaria (common frog)
Lineage: Eukaryota; Metazoa; Chordata; Amphibia; Anura; Ranidae
Gene: FKBP14
Product: FKBP prolyl isomerase 14
Exons: 4
Coding region: 27-701 (224 amino acids)
Molecular function (GO): calcium ion binding; peptidyl-prolyl cis-trans isomerase activity
Source: RefSeq, a predicted model, not a curated record
UAUGGGAUUGGGUGCUGCAAAGUUGAAUGGUCCUGGAGCUGUGUGUGGUUGUAGUGUGUGCCACGUCUGCUGCAGGGAAGAUGAUGGAGGUGAUGGUGGUCGCCGCUCUGCUGGCCUGUGCUGGGGGCGCCCUCAUCCCUGAGGUGCAGAUCACAGUGCUGGAGAAACCUUAUAUCUGCAAGAGGAGGACUAAGAAUGGCGACAUGCUGCUGGUGCACUUCGAGGGCUUCUUGGAGAGCAAUGGGACCCGCUUCCAUUCAACUUAUGCAGAUAACAAUAACCAGCCUGUAUGGUUUACACUUGGCAUUAAAGAAGCGAUCAAAGGAUGGGAUAAAGGCCUGAAAGAUAUGUGUGUGGGGGAGAAACGAAAGCUGGUUGUACCUCCGUCACUGGCCUAUGGAAAGGAAGGGAAAGGAAAAAUUCCACCAGAGAGCACUUUAAUCUUCGAUCUUCAUCUUAUUGAGAUCCGAAAUGGACCACGAUCGCAUGAGUCGUUUCAGGAAAUGGAUUUGAAUGAUGACUGGAAACUAUCUAGAGAAGAGGUGAAAGCCUAUCUGAAAUUUGAGUUUGAGAAGCACGGCGGCGCCAUGAAUGAAACCCAACAUGAAGUCUUGGUUGAGAGCAUAUUUGAGAAAGAAGACGAUGACAGCGAUGGCUUUAUUUCUGCCAGAGAAUUCACAUAUAUUCAUGAUGAGCUAUGAACAUGGAUUAUUUCUAAGCUUGUGGGCUAGAAGUUUAAGCAUAUAGAGUUUUACUAAUACAUUUUCUGAAGAUGCAGGUUCCCACUAU